Messenger RNA from Physeter macrocephalus (sperm whale), 3539 nucleotides. RefSeq names its product oxidative stress induced growth inhibitor family member 2 (gene OSGIN2). Bases 598 to 2310 code for a protein of 570 amino acids. NCBI's taxonomy places the organism in Eukaryota, Metazoa, Chordata, Mammalia, Artiodactyla, Physeteridae. The record is from RefSeq and is a predicted model, not a curated record. The transcript is spliced from 7 exons. Gene Ontology annotation, molecular function: growth factor activity. Gene Ontology annotation, biological process: negative regulation of cell growth.
UCGGCCGCCGGCGUCCUGCUGCCAGUAGUCGAGGAGCGGAAGCCGCUUUCCUGAAGCGGGCUUGGGUGCUCCAGAGCCCGGCCGGCUGCUGAGCCGCAGCUUCCGGCAGCCGCGGCAACGGCUAGGCGCGGGGCGCGGGCGCCCCGAGGACCCCGUAACCGGGCGGGCGCCCCGAACGGGCAACCCAGCCGAGGGAGGUGGCCGUGGCGGUCGCGCUCGGGCGCCCCGUGCGCCGCGCUCCAUGCCCGUGUGGUGCUGCCGCUGCUCCCUGGCCGGUCAUUUCAGAAAUUGAUGAGCAGAUCCUAAAAGUCACAUGGAAUUACAAGGAACCCAGAAUAGCCAAGACAAUCUUGAAAAAAGAACAAAGUUGGAGGAUUCACACUUCCUAAUUUUACAACUUACUACAAAGAAACUGUAAUCAAGACAGUGUGACGUUGGCAUAAAGAUAAACAUAGAUCAAUGGAAUAGAAUUGAGAGUCCAGAAAUAAUUCCCUUCAUUUGUUGUCAGUUGAUUUCUGUGGGAUCCCAAGACAAAAGGGAAAUAUCAGUCUUUUCAACAAAUGAUGCCAGGACAGAUGGAUAUUCACAAGCAGAAGAAUGAAGUUGGACUGCUACCUCAUACUAUAUAUAAAAGUUAACUCAAAAUGGAUGAAAGACCUAAAUUUAAGAACUAGAACUGUAAAACUCAUAGAAGAAAACAGAAACUAUAGUGACCCUGAAACUGAAGGAGAGAUUUUUAAUUCCUUAGUGCAAUAUUUUGGUGAUAAUUUGGGGAGAAAAGUUAAAGCUAUGCCAUUAGUUGAAGAAACUUCUUUACUUGAAGAUUCAUCAGUGACUUUGCCUGUGGUAGUAAUAGGAAAUGGACCCUCAGGAAUCUGCCUUUCUUAUAUGCUGUCAGGCUACAGACCAUAUUUAUCAUCAGGAGCAAUACAUCCAAACACAAUCUUACAUAGCAAAUUAGAAGAAGCGAGACAUCUUUCCAUUGUUGAUCAGGACUUAGAGUACUUGUCUGAGGGCCUUGAGGGUCGAUCAUCCAAUCCUGUUGCAGUACUUUUCGACGCACUUCUUCAUCCAGAUGCUGACUUUGGGUAUGAUUAUCCAUCCAUUUUGCAUUGGAAAUUAGAACAGCAUCAUUAUAUCCCUCACUUAGUUCUUGGUAAAGGUCCACCUGGUGGAGCUUGGCAUAAUAUGGAAGGCUCUAUGUUGACAAUCAGCUUUGGAAAUUGGAUGGAGCUACCUGGACUUAAAUUUAAAGAUUGGGUAUCUAGCAAACGAAGGAACCUAAAAGGGGAUCGAGUUAUGCCAGAGGAAAUAGCUCGCUACUAUAAACAUUAUGUAAAAGUCAUGGGUCUUCAGAAGAAUUUCAGAGAGAAUACUUACAUUACCUCUGUAUCAAGACGCUACAGAGAUCAAGUUGAUAAUGAUGGUCAAGACAGAGAUAUUUCAACACAGCAUUUACAGAUAGAGAAGUCAAAAUUUACCAAGAGAAACUGGGAAAUCAGGGGUUAUCAGCGAAUAGGAGAUGGUUCCCAUAUUCCCUUCUGUCUCUUUGCUGAAAAUGUAGCUCUGGCAACUGGAACAUUGGAUUCUCCUGGCCGUUUGGAAAUUGAUGGGGAAGAUUUUCCUUUUGUGUUUCAUUCAAUGCCUGAAUUUGGAGCCGCUAUAAGCAAAGGAAAGUUGUGUGGCAAAGUGGAUCCAGUGUUAAUUGUAGGUUCUGGGCUUACCGCAGCUGAUGCAGUACUGUGUGCUUACAACAAUAAUGUCCCUGUGAUUCAUGUAUUUCGCAGACGAGUAACUGAUCCAAGCUUAAUUUUCAAACAGCUUCCCAAAAAGCUUUAUCCAGAAUACCAUAAAGUCUAUCAUAUGAUGUGUACUCAGUCAUAUUCUUUAGACUCAAAUCUUUUAUCUGAUUAUACCAGUUUUCCUGAGCACCAUGUGCUUUCCUUUAAGUCGGACAUGAAAUGCAUUCUUCAAAAUAUCUCUGGAUUGAAGAAAAUAUUUAAGCUCUCUGCAGCAGUAGUGUUGAUAGGUUCUCAUCCCAAUCUGUCUUUUCUGAAGGAGCAAGGGUGUUACCUGGGCCACAACUCAAGCCAGCCAAUCACAUGUAAGGGUAAUCCUGUGGAAAUAGAUGCAUAUACAUAUGAGUGUGUUAAAGAAGCCAACCUUUUUGCAUUGGGUCCUUUGGUUGGAGACAAUUUUGUUCGAUUUUUAAAGGGAGGGGCACUGGGUGUUACACGCUGUUUAGCUACAAGACAGAAGAAAAAAAAGCAUUUAUUUGUUGAAAGAGGAGGAGGAGAUGGGAUAGCUUAGAGCAGGUUUACAAGUAAUUUAUAUGAACACUUUACCAUUAAAGAUUUUUAAUAGUGGUUUUACAGUGUACUGGCUUGAAUUUUCUGAACUUGAAUUAACUGGGAGAGCCUCAAGCUAUAGUAACUAUUUUUUAAAGUUACCAGAAUUUGGUGUCCUGAUUACAUUAUAAUGUAUCAAAGGUGUCAAUUGUCAGACAAAUAGAAACACUGCCAAUUUGGUAUACUUUUAAGUUCUCACUUAACUAAAACAUUCUUUUCUUCCAAGACUUAUUUUUUGUGAUCAUUGUUGGUUAUUUAUGUUUGAUUACAAAAUAUAACAGCAUUGAAUCUAUAAAACCACAGUCAUUAGGCCAGAGGUUUCCCUCACUUUAUAUAUUGGGUCACCUUGCUGCUCAAAGGGUGGUUCAAAGAUAGCAUCAGCUUCAUUUGUGGCUUGUUAGAAAGGUAGACUCUCAGGACCCACAACAGACUUACUGAAUCAGAAAUUACAUCUUAAUGAGAUCCUCAAGGAAUAUGUAUGCUUAUUAAAGGUUGAGACACACUGGUCUAAAAGAAAAUGGGAUGUAAAGGUAUAGAUGCUGAGGGUGGGUGGAAAUAGAGGGCAUAUACUACUCAGGUUUUAUUUAUUUUGAAAUUAUCAAUUGUAUAAAUCUAAUUUAUUAACAAAUAUGAUGGGCUUUUAAAAUUUUUUAUUGUUGAAACCUUGACAGGUAAUUCAUAGUUUCAGCUUCUAUUUAAACAGUCCAUAUACUGAGACAUCCAGGAACCUGCUGAGAUAUUUUUUAGAGAUAUAUUCUCUAGUUAACUAGCAUAAUACUUAAACUAAUUUGCAGUUCAAUAAAUUUUGAAUGGAACUAUUUAUUCCUUUGUGAACACUGAGUUAAUUUCUGUCACUGAGACUUAAGGUAUUUGGGCAAAAGUACUUAUAAUAUUGCAAUACUUUUUGAGUAUUACCCAAAUUAUUAAACAUUAAAAUUGAAAAAGUUAAAAACCGUCUUUUCUAUUCUCAAGAUGAUUACUUUGAAAUUUGUUCAUUGGAGAUGACAUAGCAUUUAAUCCUGUGGUUAUUUUUUGAAUUAUAUGUUCUAUCUUGAUUUAUAUUUAAGUGUGCUUAAUGUCUUGUGUUUUCAUGCAAAUGCCCAGAAAUUUAAUAUUAGACAAGAAAAGUGUUACUUGUGAAGUUCUCCAUGGCAAAUUGAAUUUCUCAAGUCUUUUUCUCUCUGUUACUUU